Symbiodinium sp. CCMP2456 is the source of this 687-nucleotide messenger RNA. The record is from the annotation of a GenBank genome assembly. Lineage: Eukaryota; Dinophyceae; Suessiales; Symbiodiniaceae.
AUGUCCUCGAAGUUCAUGAAGAGCGCCUUCGUAGGGUGGACCUUCACUGCUGGCGUCUACUACCCACCUGACUUCGAUGCCUCGAAGUUGAUGCCCGUGAAGGCUUUGAAGCCCAAAGGGCCGCAGAUGAUGAACAUCCGAAUGAUGUUCCCAUUCACUAUGGUCUGUGACUCCUGCAAGGAGUACAACUACACAGGUACGAAGUUCACGGCCAAGGUUGAACAGAUCAAGCGCGAGAGCUACCUCGGGCUGAAGGUGUACCGGUUCUAUGGCAGAUGCAGACACUGUUGGUCCGAAUUCACCUUCAAAACAGAUCCGAAGAACUCCGACUACACGAUGGAGUCCGGUGGCAAGCGCACCUACGAGGCAUGGAAGGAUGCAGAUGCCAUGGAGUCCCAACUCAAGCAGGAGAAGGAGAAGGAGGCAGCGCAGGAUCAGAUGAAGGCGCUGGAGCAGAAAGCAGUGGACGUCCAGUCAGAGAUGCAACGGCUCGAGGAUCUGGACGCCAUCCGGACGAUGAACAAGAGAAUGGGCAAUCGAGACCAAAGCAUCCAGGGGGCUUUGGACUACAUCUUCAAGCAGGAAGAGGCACGAAGUGCAGACGAGGAGAAGCUGUCGAAGGCCGAAAUGGAGGAGUUGAAGGGCUUCAAGGAGGAGAAAGAGCGCUUCAAAGAAGAGAAAGAGCAG